GUGAGCGUGUUUGGUGCUUUCACCGCCCCGGGGUUGGGAAGCAAACAAACGGCUGCAUAAAGAGGCUCGCAAUUUUGUCUCUUUGACUCUCCACGGACAUCUUCCAUUGACUUUCACUGUGCUCUAAAUCGAAAUUCCGGGCAGUUGACGUUUCCUACUCCACUCUUCUCACGCCAUGUCUCUCGAACCAGCUCAGAUGGCUGGGCCCGACCACUCCGCCGCCACCCACAAGACCACAUUCGCCCUGGUUUGUAUGGCCAUUACUCUCGCACUCCUAGCCUUUCGGAUACACGCUGCAUACUCGACACUGCGCGAGCACCACGCCGCUAUUCAGACGCUGCAAGCUGAGAUUCUCAAGGCCCGCGAGACCGAGGGGGACCGCGUUGCAAUCCUGCUCCACAUGUCCGAGAUUCAUGUUCUAAUGGGGGCCGAGAGGAAGGCCUUCAUGGCAGAGACGAGAGCGCGGUUUGAGAGUUUGGCGAACAAGACGGAGAGCAUCGCUGCUCUGUACGAUCGUGCUGUUCAGCAUGAGUUGCAACGAAGGCCUCUUGCGGGGCAGGGAGUGGUAGCAGAUAGGGAAGGGGUGUGGGCAUGA
This is a messenger RNA of Boeremia exigua, 595 nucleotides long. RefSeq lists its product as uncharacterized. Lineage: Eukaryota; Fungi; Ascomycota; Dothideomycetes; Pleosporales; Didymellaceae. Bases 176 to 595 code for a protein of 139 amino acids. The record is from RefSeq and is a predicted model, not a curated record. The transcript has a single exon.